AAGCACCCCAAGCGCCACCAAACGUCCCACCACUUCACGAAUUUCAUUCGCCAAGUGAGCACGCGGCUUCGUCUGGUUCUGCAAAAGAAGUUUUUAUUCUGUGACUUUUGUGAGAAGUUAUCAACUGAAGCAAAAUGGGCAAGGAUUUCGAUGCUGUUGGAUUCGUCAAGGACUUCGCUGCCGGAGGCAUCUCCGCAGCCGUCUCGAAGACCGCCGUCGCCCCCAUUGAGCGUGUGAAGCUGCUCCUGCAGGUUCAGCACAUCUCGAAACAAAUCAGCCCCGACAAGCAGUACAAGGGCAUGGUUGAUUGCUUUAUCCGCAUUCCAAAGGAACAGGGAUUCUCGUCGUUCUGGCGCGGUAACUUGGCCAACGUCAUCAGAUACUUCCCGACCCAGGCUCUGAACUUUGCCUUCAAGGACAAGUACAAGCAGGUCUUCCUGGGAGGUGUUGACAAGAACACCCAGUUCUGGCGCUACUUCGCCGGCAACUUGGCCUCCGGCGGUGCCGCUGGUGCCACCUCUCUGUGCUUUGUCUACCCCUUGGACUUUGCCCGUACUCGCUUGGCUGCUGAUACCGGCAAGGGAGGUGCUCGUGAAUUCACCGGUCUGGGCAACUGCUUGACCAAGAUCUUCAAGAGCGACGGCCUCGUUGGCCUGUACCGCGGCUUCGGUGUGUCCGUCCAGGGCAUCAUCAUCUACCGUGCCGCCUACUUCGGCUUCUACGAUACCGCCCGCGGUAUGCUGCCCGACCCCAAGAACACACCCAUCUACAUCAGCUGGGCCAUCGCCCAGGUUGUGACAACCGUCGCUGGCAUCGUGUCCUAUCCCUUCGAUACCGUGCGUCGUCGCAUGAUGAUGCAGUCGGGUCGCAAGGCCACCGAGAUCAUCUACAAGAACACAAUCCACUGCUGGGGAACCAUCGCCAAGCAGGAGGGCACUGGUGCCUUCUUCAAGGGCGCCUUCUCCAACGUUCUCAGAGGCACUGGCGGCGCUUUCGUGCUUGUGUUGUACGAUGAGAUCAAGAAGUUCUUGUAAAUUAAAUUAUUAAAUUAUUCAAACAAGCAAAAUACAACAACAACAUACAACAACAACAACAACAAAACAGAACACUACCAGCUAAUUAUGUUAGAUAACUGAAAGCAACAGCAACAGCAAUGUUUGAUCUGCAACCAACACCUCUUACCAAGAACAACGGCAAGCAAUAACAACACCCUUCCACCCUCCCCCCUGAUAUAAUUACGAAAUUAUAUUAUUUAUAAUAACUGGGAAUUAAUUUACGGAACGAUGAUGGCCAGAGUCAAUAGAACAACAAUACAAUACAGCAAUGCUAGGAGACGAGGAUACGGUUCGGCUCAUGGGAGACCCACUACACUGAAAGACGAACGAACAUAGCGACGAUAUUGAUAUUGAUUAGUAUUGUUAAGUUUGGGUUAGGCUAUAUACUACUAUAUGCCGUCAUGUUGCCGGGUCGCGCCACAUCUCCCCAGCCAAAUCAGUGUUAUCGAUAGGGUGCAAGGAACCGAACGAAGACCUGUAGGUUCCUUCGCAUCCGACACGACAAACAAACUCAACUUCGGUUGGUUUAAAAAUAUAUAAAAAUUGAUAAAAAUAGUA
Messenger RNA from Drosophila takahashii, 1613 nucleotides. It is a transcript of the gene sesB, whose product is annotated as stress-sensitive B. The record is from RefSeq and is a predicted model, not a curated record. Gene Ontology annotation, biological process: mitochondrial ATP transmembrane transport; negative regulation of mitochondrial outer membrane permeabilization involved in apoptotic signaling pathway; mitochondrial ADP transmembrane transport. Gene Ontology annotation, cellular component: mitochondrial inner membrane. Gene Ontology annotation, molecular function: ATP:ADP antiporter activity. Lineage: Eukaryota; Metazoa; Arthropoda; Insecta; Diptera; Drosophilidae.